AUGCAAGUUGAGGUCAAUCCUAAUGAGGAUACAGAAUGGAAUGAUAUCCUUAGACAGCACGGGAUCAUCCCUGAGAAGCCCAAAGAUCCAGAACCCCUCAUCCAAGAAGCCUUGAUCGCGGCCGAGCACAGGGCACACGAGAAUCGCCUCGAGGACAAAGACAUUGAUGAAUUGGACGCACUGGAGGACGAGGAGGAUGAGGACUUUCUCCAGCAGUACCGUCAAAAACGCCUCGCAGAACUCUCUACCCUUCAGCAAACCAGCCUUUUCAACCAGGUCUAUCCUCUCCAAAAAGUCGACUACGCUCGAGAGGUUACCGAAGCCUCCAACAGUGCCUUUGUGCUAGUCAACCUUACUUCCCAGGGCGCCAACGUCGAGUCGCGGGUAUUGACAGAGCUAUGGAGGCAAUUGGCCACGAAGUUUGGCGAUAUCAAGUUCUGCGAGAUUCGUGCCGACAUGUGCAUUGAGGGAUACCCAGAAAAGAACACACCCACUAUCUUGGUAUACAAGGAUACCGAGAUCAAGAGGCAGUUGAUCACUCUGCGGGAACUGAACGGACCCCGUACUAAGGUUGAAGAUUUGGAGAAACUCCUCGUUGAUCUCGGUGCGCUUAAGGAGAGCGAUGUUCGUCUCAAGAAGCGCUCCGAUUCAAUGGACGAUUACCGCAAUGCGGGCGAUGAUGAACUCAAUGUUGAGGACUAUGAUGACGACUGGGACUGA
Molecule: messenger RNA, 720 nt
Organism: Penicillium argentinense
Lineage: Eukaryota; Fungi; Ascomycota; Eurotiomycetes; Eurotiales; Aspergillaceae
Product: phosducin family protein
Exons: 3
Coding region: 1-720 (239 amino acids)
Biological process (GO): protein folding
Cellular component (GO): cytoplasm
Source: RefSeq, a predicted model, not a curated record